AUGAAUUACCUAUCAGUGAAUAUCAGAGGGGCGGGCAAUCAAUUGAAGGCGGUGCAUAUCAAAGAACUAAUCAAACAUAACAAUGUCAACUUCGUUGCAAUACAAGAGACCCAAUUCACAGAUUCAACAAAUCUUCAGGUGAACUCAUUCUGGGGUAAUUCUCUUUUCGAAUCAGAGGCAGUUGAUGCCUCUGGAAGGUUAGGGGGGUUACUUAAUAUUUGGGAUCCUUCUCUCUUUGUUCGUAAAUCAUCAGUUUCAAACAGGCACUAUUUGGCUACCUUGGGUGAACUUAGAAAUGGGGGUGGAGACAUUAACAUAGUAAACAUUUAUGCUCCUCAUGACACUAAUCUUAAAAGGGACCUGUGGUUGAAUCUGACUAACCUAAUGAAUUCGCACAGUGGGGCAUGGAUUUUCCUAGGUGAUUUUAACUGUGUAAGGGAACCCAGGGAGAGAAAAAAUUCUAAGUUUAAUCCGCAAGCGGCUGAAAGUUUCAAUCAUUUUAUCCGCACAAAUGGCCUAUCCGAGUAUACCAUGCUCGGGUGUUCGUAUACUCACAGAUCCGACGACGGCUCACGUCUAAGCAAAAUUGAUAGAAUGUUGGUAUGUCAAUCAUUCCUAUCCAAUUGGCCGUCAGCAAAAUUAACCGGUCUGCCUAGAUACAGGUCAGAUCAUCGCCCUCUACUCUUAAAGUGUGCCGAAGAUCUAUUCGGUACCCCUCCUUUUCGUUUCUUUAACUCAUGGCUGAAUGAAGGAAGUUUAAAGAGUAUUGUGCUUGAAUCGUACCGUGAGUUUCAACUACCGAAUCCGCCAGAUAAAUUGCUGAGUCUGAGGCUGAAAGCGGUUAAAUUGGCAAUUAAACCUUGGUGUAGGAAGUUAAAAAUCCGUGAUCGAGAAACAGUCUGUGACCUAUCAAAGAAAAUUGAAGCGCUUGACAUGAAAGCGGAAUCUUCGUCUCUUUCGGAGGAAGAGAUUCAAAAUAGAGAAUCAUGGUUGAAAACGGUGGCGGAACUUGAAGAAAACAACCUGGAGGAUUUAAAGCAAAGAGCUAAAGUUAAAUGGUUAAUCGAAGGUGAUGAGAAUUCUUCAUUUUUCCAUGGCAUGAUCAAAAGUCACCAGAAGAACAACAGGAUAAAUGGUCUCAAUUUUAAUAACGUAUGGAUCUCGCAACCCGACUCUCUAAAGCUGGAAAUCAAGAAGUAUUUUGAACAAUUGUUUAAGGAAGAAAACCACAGUAGGCCAGGUUUCACUAACAACGGUUUUAAGGUCUUAUCCUUAGACCAAUCAGCAAUGUUAGUGAAACGAUUCUCUAAAGAAGAAAUCAAGGAGGCAGUGUGGGAUUGUGGGGUGACAAGACUCCGGGUCCAGAUGGCUUUACAUUCAGCUUCAUUAGGCACUUCUGGGACAUCAUGGAGGCUGAUUUUGUUAACUUACUUGAUCAUUUUUAUGUUCACGGUAAAUUAA
Messenger RNA from Helianthus annuus (common sunflower), 1461 nucleotides. RefSeq lists its product as uncharacterized. Lineage: Eukaryota; Viridiplantae; Streptophyta; Magnoliopsida; Asterales; Asteraceae. The record is from RefSeq and is a predicted model, not a curated record. The transcript has a single exon. Bases 1 to 1461 code for a protein of 486 amino acids. Gene Ontology annotation, molecular function: catalytic activity.